Rangifer tarandus platyrhynchus (Svalbard reindeer) is the source of this 2607-nucleotide messenger RNA. Lineage: Eukaryota; Metazoa; Chordata; Mammalia; Artiodactyla; Cervidae. The record is from the annotation of a GenBank genome assembly.
AUGCCAGCGGAGGCCGCGGAUUUGCUUCGGAGCAUGCCCUUUCAGAAGCACGUCUACUACCCGCUCGCGGCCGCCGGCGGCCUGGAGGGACCCGACGCCUCCGCAGCGGCCGCGGCGGGCGGGGCCGCCACGGCCUGUGGCCCCCCCAGCGCGGCGUCGGGCCCCCUGCCCUUCUUCCAGUUCCGCCCGCGGCUGGAGAGCGUGGACUGGCGGCGGCUGAGCGCCAUCGACGUGGACAAGGUGGCGGGCGCCGUGGACGUGCUCACGCUGCAGGAGAACAUCAUGAACAUCACCUUCUGCAAGCUGGAGGACGAGAAGUGCCCGCACUGCCAGUCGGGGGUGGACCCGGUGCUGCUGAAGCUCAUCCGCCUGGCGCAGCUCACCAUCGAGUACCUGCUGCACUCGCAGGAGUUUCUCACCUCGCAGCUGCACGGCCUGGAGGACCGGCUGCGCCGGAGCCUGGCUGAAGGCGAGCACAGCAAGAAGCUGCUUACCAAGCAGGCCGGCGAGAUCAAGCUGCUCAAGGAAGAAUGUAAACGCAGGAAGAAGUUGAUCUCCACCCAGCAGCUGAUGAUCGAGGCCAAAGCCAGCUAUUACCAGUGCCAUUUUUGUGACAAGGCCUUUAUGAACCAAGCUUUCCUACAAAGUCAUAUUCAGCGCCGCCACCCUGAAGAUUCGCAUCUUGAGUAUAAGACAAGGGCGCAGACGGACAAGCUCCAAAGUGAGAUCGACAUGUUGAAGGAGCAGCUGCAGCUCACCAAGUCUCAGCUCGAGGCUGCACAGCUCGCCCAUGCAGUCAGGUUCUCUAAGGAAUAUGAAAUGCAGAAAACAAAAGAGGAAGAAUUUCUGAAGUUAUUCGAUAGAUGGAAAGAAGAAGAAAAGGAGAAACUAGUUGAUGAAAUGGAAAAAGUCAAGGAAAUGUUUAUGAAGGAGUUUAAAGAACUGACUUCUAAGAACUCAUCAUUAGAAUAUCAAUUGUCAGAAAUCCAGAAGUCCAAUAUGCAGAUCAAGUCUAACAUAGGCACGCUAAAAGAUGCACAUGAGUUUAAAGAAGAACGUCCACAGCAUCCCCAGGAUUUCCAAAAUGUGAUGCAGCUACUUGACAAUCAGGAAAGCAAGUGGACAGCUCGUGUUCAGGCUCUUCAUCAAGAACACAAGAAAGAAAAGAGCCGGCUCCUGUCACAUAUAGAGAAACUUCGAACUUCCAUGAUAGAUGAUCUAAAUGCAAGUAACGUCUUCUAUAAAAAAAGGAUAGAAGAGCUAGGGCAGAGGCUCCAGGAACAGAACGAGCUGAUCAUCACUCAGAGACAGCAGAUUAAAGAGUUCACCAGUAAACCAUUAAACAGUGUCAGUGAACCCAAAGGGAGUCUUUUAACCUGGCAAACUUUUGAAUCUAAGCCAACUGCCCCAACUGUACCGAUGAAUACUCCAGCCCCCCAGACACUGGAUGCGAAGUCAAGUCUAACAAUGGCACAUGAACAGGCAUUCUCAUCGCACAUACUGGAACCAAUAGAAGAACUUUCAGAGGAAGAAAAAGGAAGAGAAAAUGAACAGAAAUUCAAUGACAACAAGAUACAUAUAAGGAAAACUUUGAAGAAUAACCCUUCCCUCACUAAAGAAAUAAGAACUGUCUUGGAGCAGAGUUUGGUGGAGAAACUGGAAACCUUGGGGAUUAAUGCAGAUAUACGUGGUAUUUCAAGUGAUCACUUGAAUAGAGUGCUAAGAACUGUGGAAUCAACAAGACACGAGCGAGAAAGACAAAUACCUAACAUUCAGCAAAUUCGAGAAUUCCUUAAACAUCAGGUCAGCUGUAAAAUUGAAGAGAGAACACUGCUGUCCACAGACAGGUACGGUGCUUCUCAAAUGGACACCCUUUCAACUGGAGAACUACCUAAAGCAAUACACCUUCCUCCCAAAAGCAGACAGCUGAUUAGACAAAGACCUGUUUUUUCUGAUAGAACAUCUGUUCCAAAAGUUAAGAAAAAUGCCACAGAAGAUCAUUUUCCCAGGAGGUCUUCCACUAUUGCGACUCCUCCCUUCAGUUCCGAGGAGGAGCUGGAUGCUGACGACCUCAUCCAGGCGUUCGCCUCCCCAGACGUACUUCCUGUGCUGGCUUCUAAAAGCAACAAGAGUAGUUUCGUAAAGAGCACCGUCAAAAGCGACACUGACUGGACGGAGGGAAGUGAAAUUGAGGACUCUGAUAUUUCCCCCAAGCCCACAGGAACCUCCAUUAAAACAUUAACUGGAAAAGUUGAAAAGACGGUUUCAAAUCAUAGAAAUAUGAAUAAGCCACUUGGUGGAAUUAAUGUUGCUGACACGUUCAUCAAAAAAGAACUAAAAGAAGAUCUAAAGUGUACAGAUGUGGAUGAUGAUGACUGGGACAUAUCAUCCUUAGAGGAAGACAGAUCUAUAGGGAGAAAAGCUGAGAGAGAACAGAAGGAACCUCCUCCACCUGUGAAGAAUGAGUCAAAUUCUACUCAAGUGCCAAAUGCCUGGGGUGCAGCUAACCCGAAAGGACCAAAGGGAGAAGGACCUCAGGAUGAGUCCAGUACAUUGAAAAGCAGCUUAGUAACUGUGACUGACUGGAGUGACUCUUCAGAUGUGUAA